AUGUCGGCGAAGAAACGCGGAUUCUCGCCCGAUUUCAGCGACAGCGGUGUGACUGCAUGGGGAAUCUCCCCCGACACGCCUGACGCGUUCGGCUUAGCGAUCGUUGAUGCAGCGGGGAGCUCGUCUGGCGGUGGCCCACGGUUUUUGUCGCUAUCAGGAAGUGCUGAUGCAGGAGGAGCUUCAAGUGACGGGCAGAGUGACGACCUGGAUGCCGACGGCGCUGACAUGCUUUUGCCAUUUGCGAUCGGGGAGAGAUCGUCAAUUGGAUCAAGCGGGACUACAGCUGCCGACUCAGUCUCAACGGGUGCUGGCAGCGCGCUAAACCGUUCGUCGGGCGCGUCGUUGGAUACGGCGUCGGUGGGGAGCUUCCUGCACCAGAUCAAGAACGCGCCACGUUUAAGUAAGUCAGCGUCUGCCCUCACUCCAUCGGCACCAGACGGAGAAUCGGAUAAAGCAUCGGAUGAUAAGCCACCAGCCCCAGCACCGACCUCGGUAUUCGACGAUGAACUCGCAGGGUUUCGCAGCUUGCGGGACGAGGUGUGA
Molecule: messenger RNA, 543 nt
Organism: Phytophthora sojae
Lineage: Eukaryota; Oomycota; Peronosporomycetes; Peronosporales; Peronosporaceae
Exons: 1
Coding region: 1-543 (180 amino acids)
Source: RefSeq, a predicted model, not a curated record